Molecule: messenger RNA, 1169 nt
Organism: Musa acuminata AAA Group (dessert banana)
Lineage: Eukaryota; Viridiplantae; Streptophyta; Magnoliopsida; Zingiberales; Musaceae
Exons: 1
Coding region: 139-936 (265 amino acids)
Source: RefSeq, a predicted model, not a curated record
GCAGCGCGCACGCACGGAGCCAGACGUCACCAUAUGUAGUUGGUGACCGUCGUCUACCUUCCCCUGCUUAUCUAAUCCCCCGCUAUCUGCUGCUGCUGCUGCUCCCCCUCCUCUAUCGGAGCGGAGUGGAGCAGGGUAAUGGAGGUUCGAUUGGAGAGCUUGAGAUGGACGGGGGCGAGCCCAAGAAUCUCAUUCUCCCACGACGUCGACCUCCCGCAGACCGACGCCUCCGAGACCACCGACGCCGAUCGCCGCCUCGACGUCUCCCUUCCUCUGGAGGUUUCCGCACCCUCCGACUUCGACUUCAGCCUCGCCAUCGACGCCCUCUCCCAUGACCAUUCCCUCGCCGACGAUCUUUUCUCCGACGGCAAACUCCUCCCCCUGCCCAUCAAGAAUCCUCCCUCCUUGUCGCGGCCGUCGGCGCCAGUAGCAGCCCCUCCUGCAUCAGCCACAUGCCGGAGGAGCCGCGACAGCCUCCGGGAGAUGAUGACCGGUCCCGAGGCCAACGGCAUCGGAAGAGCUUCUCCGCCGACGCCCUUUUGGCGGUUCCGCAGGAGCAGCAGCGUCGGCUACGGAAGCAGCAGGAGCAGUCUUUGCCCCUUCCCCUUGCUGCGGAGCAAGUCCUCGGGUUCGUCGUCCACGCAAAGGCCAAACGCUAAGCCGGGCAUCACCGACAACAGCUACUCAUCGGCCGGUAUCAGCAAAGGCAGCAGCCGCCCAUUCAGCGAGCUGUUCAGGAAAGGCGCAAACGAACCCAAGACAAAAGUCUACUACUACUCGGGGAAUUCGCGGCGAUCAUACGGUAGCAAUGCAGUGAGAAUUAGUCCGAUUCUGAACGUGCCGACGCCGGGCAGCGGCAGCAUAUUCGACUAUCUUCUCUGCAAACGAGGGGACAAGAGCAUGAGCAAGAGCUCAGCUGUGACUAGUUAUCCAUAGUUGUUUGUUUGUAAUGAUGGGAGCCUUACUUUGCUAUCACGGGCCGCCUCCUCUCACUUCUUUUUCUUCUUUGGCCUUCGUCUACUCCACCAUGCGGAGUGCCAGGAAUCGUGGGCUGGGAAUCAUCAAGGAUGCUGCGGGAAUGGGGGACAGCAAGAACAGGUCCAUGUUUGCAUGCUUGUUAGGUUCCUUGGCGUGUUUGUGCAUUUAAUCUUUCACUUUGUUACCGCUUC